Molecule: messenger RNA, 1204 nt
Organism: Funneliformis geosporum
Lineage: Eukaryota; Fungi; Glomeromycota; Glomeromycetes; Glomerales; Glomeraceae
Source: the annotation of a GenBank genome assembly
AUGGGUAAAAUAAAGUCAACAAAAAAAGACGCAGAAGCACCAUCAAAUCCAACGUCAUCUCAAAUAGAGACAAAGACCUCAAGAAAUAAAUAUACGGAAAAAGAGAUAAUGAACGUCUUACAAUAUAUACUUGAUCAUUAUGAAGAUUGGAUUAAUAAAAAAAGAAAUCAAAGGAAAAUCAUCAUUAAAGCCUUGGAUCAUUAUGAUAUGAAGGAUCGUACUCCAUAUGCUGUACAUUUUAAAGUCUGUAGAUUGAAAUUCGAGUACAAGAAAUAUGGAAAAAUUAAUGGGUUCUCGAGCAUUAUUAAUGAAAUGGUAGCAAGGAUACUCAAUGGAGUAACGGAUGAUCAACAAGAAAAUAGAGGUGUCGAUAUAGUUAAAAUUAAUCAAGAUGAUAAACAAUCUCUUGAUGACAGAAAUGAUAUUAGAGAAGCGAUUUCUAAAAAAACGUUUAUAGAUAAUAUGAAUGCAAUAAAUGAACCUAAAGAAACUACUUUUUUGCCAGUACAAGAAAAGAAAUCAAAUUCGGCUUUCAUUCUCAAUGAUUAUGGUCUGAAUAAAGGGUCAUUAUUAGUAAAUUCGAGCGGUAUUACCAGCAAUGAACAACACAAACCUCAAAUGUCCAAUAAAUUUAAGUUGAUCCAACCUAAAAGCGACAAUAAUCAUCCCUAUCUCAUCUUACCUGCUACGUAUACUUUCAUGGAGAAAGCAAUAGUGGACGAGUUAUACAAACGAAAAUUAUGUGAAAUUCGAGAAAGAUGCCAAGGGAUCAGAAACGAAAACAACAGAAAUGAAUUGGUACAAAUUGGUAAGCUUGAUCAAUCAUAUAAUGAAAUUAUAUAUUUGUUAGGACGAAUAGAAGCUAGAAUGGUGGAAAUGCAAACCGGCCAUUCACGAAUAUAUGUUAUUGUAUAUUUUAUAAAAAAGUUAGGAUAUUGUCAUAAGGAUUUUCAUAGUGGAAAUAUCUUACAAGAUAAACAACAUUCUUAUAUUUCAGAUUUUGGAUUAACAGGACCAGCAGAUAAGCAAUCGAAUGAUAAAAUAUAUGGAGUAUUACCAUAUAUUGCUCCAGAAGUCUUGAAUGGAGAAUCAUAUACCUUAACUUCUGACAUCUACAGUUUUGGUGUAAUUAUGACUGAAUUAUCAACUGGAAAUCCUCCCUUUUAUGAUAGAAAACAUGAUGUGUCUUUAGCCUUAGAUAUUU